CCGACACAAACACACACAGUCAUACUUGGAUCUCAAGGGUUGUUCUGGAGGUAGGUCCAGCAGCAAGGCAGCGCUGGAAGAGGGAGUUUGCCCAGGGCUGCCCAGAAGAGACAUAUCUUUAGUGGUACUUCCCUGGUUUUGGACACUGGGCAGCCCACAUGCAUCCUGGAUGGCACUGAAGAGAGAUGGUUAGUCCUGCAGCCAGCUGAUAUGAGUCCUCUUUGCUGCAGCCCUUGUUUCCAAGGAGUUGGGGAAGGGGCCUUGUAGGGUCUGGGAGUGGCUGCCAUCAAUCUUUGACCUCUCCCCUGAGGCUCAGAGCCCCAGGCUCUCUCCCCACCCUCUCCCUGCCCCCAAAGCCAGCUUCCCUCCCCCUUGGGGCGCGGCCCCUCCCGCCAAAGGAAGUGAGAGGGGGCUGUUGUAAGAGGAACUAAAGCCAGGAGUCGGGUUAAGGAGCAAGAGCAUGGCCAUGCCUGAGCUGCCCCCACGAGCCUCCUGAAGCUACACCCUGUCACGAUUCCAUUAGGUGUUCCUCUACCCCAGGACCCCAGACACCAACUCUCACCAUGGUCAUAAGACUACCACUCCAGAGAGGGCCUACCUCACACCCAGAGGAAGGAUGCUGCUCGGAGAGGCUGAGAAGAGUCUAGGCAGACAGGCCUUGCUGGGUCUCCCCACUCAGGCUGUUAGUAUUAGAUUAUACUCUUUCUUUCCGAUCAAAUUUCUACUUGGCUGUCCAUACUUUGUUGAACCUACGCAUAAAAAUGGACAAUUUUCCCUCUAUCUUUAGGUCCUCAUUCUGAAGGUUCCCAUGUACACACAUUAAAUAAAUGUGUAGGCCUUUUCUCCUAUUGAUCAAUGUGCUUCAUGUCAGUGAUUUUUCUGAGAACCUGUAGGGAGCCAAGAGCCUUGGUCCCUACAUUAACCCUUCUCUGCACCGCCUGGCCUCUUGUGGGUGCAGGUGGGAGAAUCUGUUCUUUGCUGCCAAACUAUCUGGGUUCAAAUCUCCCACAUCCUUGGAAACAAUAUAACCUUGUCUUUGAGCAGGUGUCUUUUGUCAAACCCCUCUACCUUUUGGGCCUCAGAGUCCCCCCAGUCUACACCACACAGAGAUGACCUCUGGCAGUCUGGCAUGAUGUAAGUUCGUGGUGAAUGUUAAUUCUGUCAAAUGCUCCUCAGCCUGGACUUUCCUCACAGCUACUAAGGCUGGGAAGGGGCCCAAACCCUGCACCCUGAUCUUAUUCUCCAGAGUGGGUUCAUCCUCACGUCAAGCCUGGGCAGUGGGGCUGUUUCUCCCAUUUUACAAAUGAGGCAAAUGAAGCUAAUUGUAGUAUCAAAUCAGCCAUCCAAGAAUAGAACACAGAUCUCCCCCAUGCCAAAGGCUAGGCUUAUUUAAUCUCCAUAGGCAUUCCUCAGCAAAUCCUCCCUCUGGCUGUCAGAAUGUUCAGUAUCUGACCACGUACCUCUCCCACCCAACCCUUCUCAAGAACGUCCCAUGGCUCCCUAAUGCCCCAGGAAUGACUGGCUCCCCCUGUGCCCUACAGUUGCCCACCCUCUCUUGCUUAUUCCCAAACUGUACCCUCUCAGCCCAGCAUAUCCACUUUCUUUUCCUGGAAUCUGCUGGCAAACAGGAGUCCUCUUUAAUUAACUGAUUUCAAUUCCCAGCAUCCUUGGUUCUAGGGGUCCUUCCCUGAAGGUGGGUUUCUUUCUUUACCUUUGUCCAUUGUUCACUGAAUAGAUCCUCCUUGCUAGGGCUGAGAAAAGACUCCCCCAAUCUCUGUCUCCAUGAGCUCCUGGUCUGGGAGUCGGGGUGGGGGGCUUCCUGGAGGAGGAACAUCUUAUCUGAGCAUGAGUUCGUCAGAAGAGGGCGCUCCAGCUCCGUGCCUGUAGCUCAAGCGGCUAAGGCAACCAGCCACAUACACCUGAGCUGGAAGGUUCAAAUCCAGCCCAGGCCGCCAAACAACAACGACAGCUGCAACCAAAAAUUAGCCGGGUGUUGUGGCGGGCGCCUGUAGUCCCAGCUACUUGGGAGGUGGAGGCAGGAGACUCGCUUGAGCCCAGGAGUUGGAGGUUGCUGUGAGCUGUGAUACCACAGCACUCUACCCAGGGUGACAGCUUGAGGUUCUGUCUCAAAAAAAAAAAGAUAUAAAAAAAGCAAAAAGUGGCGGCGCCUGUGGCUCAGUGAGUAGGGCGCUGGCCCCAUAUGCCAAGGGUGGUGGGUUCAAACCCAGCCCCGGCCAAACUGCAACAAAAAAAUGGCUGGGUGCUGUGGCGGGCACCUGUAGUCCCAGCUACUCGGGAGGCUGAGGCAAGAGAAUCGCUUAAGCCCAGGAGCUGGAGGUUGCUGUGAGCUGUGUGGUGCCAUGGCACUCUACCAAGGGCCAUAAAGUGAGACUCUGUCUCUAAAAAAAAAAAAAAAGGUAAAAAAAAAAAAAAGAAAAAAGUUUAUUUUCUUUUCUUGGGGGAAGUUACACAGUAUAUGAAAGGAAGAAGGGGAUGUGCAGAAGAGGAUCCACAUUUUUAUAGGGAGAAAUGGUAAAGAAUAGUCAAUGUUGUAAGCUGAUAACAGGAGAUGGCUGAAGCAGCUGUGUCUGAUUUUUUCCUUUUUUUUUUUUCUUUUCUCUGUGAGACUGGCUUAUCAGAGUACUUGAAAUGUCUUUUGGGAAGGAAUUGAGGCAGAGAGCUCAGAGCCCUACUGUUUGGUCAGGGCUCUUUGAGGCUGUUUAAAACAAACUCUUGGCUGGGCAUGGUGGCUCCUGCCUGUAAUCCUAGCACUCACAGAGGCUGAGGCAGGUGGAUAACUUGAGCUCAGUAGUUCAAGACCAGCCUAAGCAAAAGCGAGACCUCCUCUCUACUAAAAAUAGAAAAACUUCCAGGUGUUGUGUUGAGAGCCUGCAGUCCCAGCUAUUUGAGAGGCUGUGGCAAGGAUCUUUUGAGUCCAAGAGUUUGAGGUUGCAAUGAACUAAGCUGAUGCCACAGCACUCUACCCAGGGUGACAGAAUAAAAAAAAACCCUCUUAAGUAAAACAAUUUAAGAUUGUUUGAUCAAUCUUGAUCAAACAAAGGGGCAGUUGUGAUCUUUCACUUCAAAGGGGCAAUUAUGUGCUGUGAGUUUAUCCCCCUUCCUUUCUGUUAGAUUAUUUAUUAGCAAGCCCAUCCUUUCAGCCUAUUUGCUGGGCUCCUCCCUCACUGAAUGGAGAAAGUUUGAGCCUGAGAGAGCCAGGUGUUCAAGACACUAAAAGAAUCAAAUCAGUCUAAGAGGAGAGAGGACCAGAAAGGCUUACCUAGAGGAGUGUUUUUUGGAGAGCCUGUGCCUAAUUCUUCUCCAUAGGGCCUAACGUAGGUGUCAUGUGAUGAGAAACUCAGGGAGGAACUGAGAUAGGAUAGUGGGACCCUGGGAAAAUGCUGGAGCUGCUGAGGAGUGAGGCAAAAGCACCUGAGGACAGAGACGACCUUGUCAGGGCCAGCAGGGACACUGGGCCAGAAGUGGAGGGUGGAGCUGAGGAACAGGGUCAUAGGUGGGCACAGAGCAGAGGCCACACCACAUGGUGGCCUGAAGGAGCUCAGAGUGACAGGCUGGUUCACACGACCACAGGAAAGGAAGAGGAGUGGGAAGAAGGAGGCCACUUCCCAGCAGCUCAGAUGCCACAGAGAGGUCAAGGACUCAGUGCAGACCUGGGCAGAGAGAGGGGAGCUGGCUACAGAGCCAUCCACUGAGAGCUCCCGUGCCCUGCCGAGCCUGGCAUCUCUCCUGGAGGGGCAAAGCGGGUACUCAGUGGCAGCAAGGAGCGCUUCCACUGGCAGAGCCACAAUGUAAAGCAGAGUGGUGUGGAUGACAUGGUGCUGCUGCCCCAGAUCACCGAGGACGCCAUCUCUGCCAACCUCCGGAAGCGCUUCAUGGACGACUACAUCUUUACCUAUAUUGGCUCGGUGCUCAUCUCCGUAAACCCCUUCAAGCAGAUGCCUUACUUCACUGACCGCGAGAUUGACCUCUACCAGGGCGCGGCUCAGUAUGAGAAUCCCCCACACAUCUACGCCCUCACGGACAACAUGUACCGCAACAUGCUCAUCGACUGUGAAAACCAGUGUGUUAUCAUCAGUGGAGAGAGUGGAGCUGGGAAGACGGUGGCAGCCAAAUACAUCAUGGGCUACAUCUCCAAGGUGUCUGGCGGGAGAGAGAAGGUCCAGCACGUGAAAGAUAUCAUCCUGCAGUCAAACCCGCUGCUCGAGGCCUUUGGCAAUGCCAAGACGGUGCGCAACAACAACUCCAGCCGCUUUGGCAAGUAUUUCGAGAUCCAAUUCAGCCGAGGUGGGGAGCCAGAUGGAGGCAAAAUCUCCAACUUCUUGCUGGAAAAGUCCCGUGUGGUCAUGCAGAAUGAAAACGAGAGGAAUUUCCACAUCUACUACCAGCUGCUGGAAGGAGCCUCCCAUGAGCAGCGACAGAACCUGGGGCUCAUGACGCCUGACUACUAUUACUACCUCAACCAAUCGGACACCUACAAGGUGGAUGGCACCGAUGACAGGAGUGACUUCAGUGAGACACUGAGCGCCAUGCAGGUCAUUGGGAUCCCACCCAACAUCCAGCAGCUGGUUCUGCAGCUAGUGGCAGGGAUCUUGCACCUGGGGAACAUCAGCUUCUGCGAAGAUGGGAAUUAUGCCCGGGUGGAGAGUGUAGACCUCCUAGCCUUCCCUGCCUACCUGCUGGGUGUUGACAGCGGGCGGCUGCAAGAGAAGCUGACUAGCCGCAAGAUGGACAGCCGCUGGGGUGGACGCAGCGAGUCCAUUGAUGUGACCCUCAAUGUGGAGCAGGCAGCCUACACCCGCGACGCGCUCGCCAAGGGGCUCUAUGCCCGCCUCUUCGACUUCCUUGUGGAGGCCAUCAACCGUGCAAUGCAGAAGCCACGGGAAGAGUACAGCAUUGGAGUGCUGGAUAUCUAUGGCUUCGAGAUCUUCCAGAAAAACGGCUUUGAGCAGUUCUGCAUUAACUUUGUCAAUGAGAAGCUGCAACAAAUCUUUAUUGAGCUCACCCUGAAGGCCGAGCAGGAGGAGUACGUCCAGGAGGGCAUCCGCUGGACGCCCAUCCAGUACUUCAACAACAAAGUCGUCUGCGACCUCAUUGAAAACAAGCUGAACCCGCCGGGCAUCAUGAGUGUUCUGGACGACGUGUGCGCCACGAUGCAUGCCACAGGCGGGGGCGCCGACCAGACACUGCUGCAGAAGUUGCAGGCAGCAGUGGGCACCCACGAGCACUUCAACAGCUGGAGCAUGGGGUUCAUCAUCCACCACUAUGCGGGCAAAGUCUCCUACGAUAUCAGCGGCUUCUGCGAGAGAAACCGAGAUGUUCUCUUCUCAGACCUCAUAGAGCUGAUGCAGACCAGUGAACAGGCCUUCCUCCGGAUGCUCUUUCCUGAGAAGCUGGAUGUGGACAAGAAGGGCCGCCCCAGCACUGCUGGCUCCAAGAUCAAGAAACAAGCCAAUGACCUGGUGACCACACUGAAGCGGUGCACACCCCACUACAUCCGAUGCAUCAAGCCCAACGAGACCAAGAGGCCCCGAGACUGGGAGGAGAACAGGGUUAAGCACCAGGUGGAAUACUUGGGCCUGAAGGAGAAUAUCAGGGUGCGCCGGGCCGGCUUCGCCUACCGCCGCCAGUUCUCUAAGUUCCUGCAAAGAUAUGCCAUCCUGACCCCUGAGACAUGGCCCCGGUGGCGUGGGGAUGAACGUCAGGGUGUCCAACACCUGCUUCGGGCAGUCAACAUGGAGCCUGACCAGUACCAGAUGGGGAGCACCAAAGUCUUCAUCAAGAACCCAGAGUCACUUUUCCUACUGGAGGAGAUGCGAGAGCGAAAGUUUGACGGCUUUGCCCGCACCAUCCAGAAGGCCUGGAGACGCCACAUGGCAGUCCGGAAGUAUGAGGAGAUGCGAGAGGAAGCUUCCAACAUCCUGCUCAACAAGAAGGAGAGGAGGUGGAACAGCAUCAACCGGAACUUUGUUGGGGACUACCUAGGACUGGAGGAGCGGCCGGAGCUGCGCCAGUUCCUGGGCAAGAGGGAGCGGGUGGACUUUGCCAACUCGGUCACCAAGUAUGACCGCCGCUUCAAGCCCAUCAAACGGGACUUGAUCCUGACACCCAAGUAUGUGUAUGUGAUUGGGCGAGAGAAGGUGAAGAAGGGACCAGAGAAGGGCCAGGUGCGUGAGGUCUUGAAGAAGAAACUAGAGAUCCAGGCCCUACGGGGAGUGUCCCUCAGUACGCGGCAGGACGACUUUUUCAUCCUGCAAGAGGACGCCGCCGACAGCUUCCUGGAGAGCAUCUUCAAGACCGAGUUCGUCAGCCUACUGUGCAAGCGCUUCGAGGAGGCGGCGCGGAGGCCCCUGCCACUCACCUUCAGCGACACACUACAGUUCCGAGUGAAAAAAGAGGGCUGGGGCGGAGGCGGCACCCGCACCGUCACCUUCACCCGGGGCUCUGGCGAGGUGGCGGUCUUCAAGGCCAGCGGCCGGGCCCUCACGGUCAGCGUGGGUGACGGGAUGCCCAAGAGCUCUAAGCCUUUGCGGAAGGCAGUGGCCCAGGGAAGACCCCGGAGGUCGGCCCCAGCCCUCAUCCGGGCGGCUCCAGCGCCCCCCAGAGGCCUGGAUCGCAAUGGGGUGCCUCCCUCUGCUAGAAGGGGUCCUAUGCCUCUGGAGAUCACAUCUGGAGGAAGCUCCCGGCGGCCUCCCCAGGGCCCUCCAGCCUCAACCCUGGGGGCUAGUAGACGCCAGCGGGCACGACCACCCUCAGAACACAACACAGAAUUCCUCAAUGUGCCUGACCAGGGCAUGGCUGGCAUGCAGAGGAAGCGAAGUGUGGGGCAGCGGCCGGUACCCGGUGUAGGCCGACCCAAGCCCCAGCCUCGAUCACAUGGCCCAAGGUGCCGGGCGCUGUACCAAUACAUGGGCCAAGAUGUGGAUGAGCUGAGCUUCAAUGUGAAUGAAGUCAUCGAGAUCCUCAUGGAAGAUUCCUCAGGGUGGUGGAAGGGCCGGCUGCAUGGCCAAGAGGGCCUCUUCCCUGGAAACUACGUGGAGAAAAUAUGAGCCGGAGGCUUGGGAUUCUGCCCUCUUGCACACCCACUCACCUGCCAGGAGGCCAGGCCCUGCCCACAGGAGCCUCAUUUAUCUUAGCUGCAUUAGCCUGAAAUCCAAUCCUGUGGCCUUCACCCCAGCCCAGGCCCUGAGUCUCAAGGUCACUCCUGCAGGCCCCCUGCACCCCCACCGCCAGGGCUCUGAUCUCAUACACAUCACUUCCGCUGCCCAAGUCUCCAUGUUUUCAUCCGUCAAGUGGAACAUAUGGCAGAAUCUACCUCCCAGCUGCCCUGUGAUUAUGAAAUGAAUUGUGUCCUGUGCUGUUAGCAAAGUGCUGGGCACAGUUGGUGUGUGGGAGGGGGUGUCCUCUAUAAGCAUGACUUUGCUCCUCUCAGUGAGGCAAUAAACAUUUGCCCUGUGAAUGCCUGAGAUAACUUAACUUAGUACCUGGCAAUGAGGACGAUGCUUUCAUAACCCUGUGAGGCAGGAACGUGAAUGUUCCCAUUUUACAGAUGAAAAAAUGGAGGCCCAGGUGGCGCCUAUGGCUCAGUGGGUAGGGCGCCAGCCCCAUAUACCGAGGGUGGUGGGUUCGAACCCGGCCCCAGCCAGCUAAAACAGCAAUGAGAACUGCAACAAAAAAUAGCCAGGUGUUGUGGCAGGUACCUGUAGUCCCAGCUACUCAGGAGGCUGAGGCAAGAGAAUCACUUAAGCCCAAGAGUUGGAAGUUGCUAUGAACUGUGAUGCCAUGGCACUCUAUGCAAGGCAACAACGUGAGACUCUGUCUCAGAAAAAGAAAAAAAGAAAGAAAGAAAUGGAGGUUCAGAGAUAAUCAGUCUCUUAACCAAGACUCCAGGCCUUAUGUUUUAUAUAUGCCCCCCUACUCCACACAGUUUCCAUAUUCUUUUCCAGAAACUUCAUCCUAAAUAGUCCAGGGGGGUCCUAUCAGUCUUAAUCUAUAGUUCCCCUGCCCCAAAGCCAUUUGGGACCUGACUGGACCCUAGGGAGGAAAGCAAGUCCCACAUGCCCCCCAUUCCAUCUACCCUGGGUCACCCCAGCCCCUUCCUCCUAUCCCAUGUCUGCCCACUUAGCCUUCACUCACCUGUGGUCAGGACUUGAUUGACAACAUUUGAUAGCACAAUAUGGACACCCCUCAGCUCCUCAGAAAGAAGGCACUCUGGGAGAUAAAGGACCAGACUGUUCAGGGGGCAAAAACUCAGGACAGGACCAGAGAAGGGACUAGUGAGAUGUAAAAGGUAUCAGCAGAUCUCGAUGGCAAACACCACACAGAGUGAUCUAAGCUUUGAUGGGGACACUUCAGGCAGAGGACAACUACCAAGUUGAAGAAUGGGAGGCCAGUAAUCAAACAAAUGCUGGCCAUGGAGCAGCUUUCUGCAAUGUUAGCAUCUUCCCCCUUUGGUACCUACCUUGAGAAGCUGAGCAUGGCUGAAAAAAAAAAUCUCAAGCCUGCAAUUGGGUCUCAACAUCCCUUGUUAUGGUCAAUCAUUAUGUGGAUGGAAAAAUCCAAACUCUAAAGAGGAUUAUUCUGAGCCGAAUGUAUGUGACCUUGGCCUAGGGGGGACAAGUUGAGAAAAUGCACACGAGGGAACCGUAUUACAGUUUAGUUUUGAACAUUCAUGGGGACAGGAAUUACAGGUAAAAUCAUAAAUCAAUACAUGAAGGUUAUACAUCCAUUUGGCCCAGAAAGGCCAGACCUCUCAAAGCAGGAGCUUAUGAGUUAUAGGUGGGUUUUAAGAAUUCUUAAGUUGGGGGGCACCUUUGGCUCAGUGGGUAGGGCACCAGCCCCAUAUACCGAGGGUGGCAGGUUCAAACCCAGCCCCGGCCAAACUGCAACAAAAAAUAGCCGGGCAUUGUGGUGGGGCUCCUGUAGUCACAGCUACUCAGGAGGCUGAGGCAAGAGAAUCAAUUACCUAAGCCCAAGAGCUGGAGGUUGCUGUGAGCUGUGACACCACAGCACUCUACCAAGGGCGAUAAAGUGAGAAUGUGUCUCAAAAAAAUAAAUAAAAAUAAGAAUUCUUAAGUUGACAAUGGUUGAAAAGUAAAACUUUGUCUAAAGACCUGGGAUUAGUGAAAGGGAAUGCUUAAGAUCAGGGUCUGGGUGUCUCCACACCUAUAAUCUAGCAUUUUGGGAGACCAAGGCAGGAGGAUCUCUUGAGGCUAGGAGUUUGAGAUCUCCCUGAGCAAGAACAAGACCUCAUCUCUAAAAAAGAGAAAAAAUUACCUAGGCAUUAUGGCAGGUGCCUGUAGUCCCAGCUACUUGGGAGACUGAGGCAGGAGGAUCACUUAAGGCCAGGAGUUUGAGGCUGCAUUUAGCUAUGAUGAUGCCAGUGACAUCCCAGGAGACAGAGCAAGAUACUAUCUCAAAAAUAAA
Messenger RNA from Nycticebus coucang (slow loris), 9444 nucleotides. It is a transcript of the gene MYO1F, whose product is annotated as myosin IF. Bases 3834 to 7067 code for a protein of 1077 amino acids. The transcript has 30 exons. NCBI's taxonomy places the organism in Eukaryota, Metazoa, Chordata, Mammalia, Primates, Lorisidae. The record is from RefSeq and is a predicted model, not a curated record. Gene Ontology annotation, cellular component: vesicle; microvillus; myosin complex. Gene Ontology annotation, molecular function: actin filament binding; microfilament motor activity; ATP binding. Gene Ontology annotation, biological process: actin filament organization; vesicle transport along actin filament.